AGAAACCACCCGUAGUCUGCAUGCAGCUGAACAAGAAAGGUCUUUUUGUAGAAUCCUCCUGCCACAUAAAACGAAGUUUUGCAUGUGAAACGCGCGCUAACGUAUCACUACUAGAAUCAGAAAAACUAACCUUCGGUAAUGUUAAUUACCUUGUUGUCAUGAACAAGGUUAUUUGGGAGGAGGCCUCGGAAGUAUGUAAGCACAACAAUGGACAACUCGCUCAACUGGAUCCGUUGGAGAAUCAGAGGCUGAAUGGCAUAGGAAAAGUGUACGAGAACCUGUGGCUGGGCGGAAAAAUAAAGGACGCCGAGUGGCUGUGGGACGACGGUUCGAAGAUCCAGCAACCCGGAGCGGCAGUGGCUGCGACGACGUCGGAACGGCGGUGCGUGGGCGUAUCGCGCAUCGGGCCGCAGCAGCCAGUGAAGCUGGAGGCGUGGUCGUGUUCCGAACCGCGCGGCUUUCUCUGCCGCUUGCGAGCCUAGGCCGCACAGAAACGUCGGCGCUGCAGACUGUACACCUGCCCUUUGAAGAAUCUGUCCAGGCGAUAUUAACCCAUUCCUCGGCUUAUUUCUUCUGCAUUCGAGCAAUGACGGGACCUUCCGCUGUCGACCAUUCCCGCGUCUCCUUCGUACACCUCAUUCUGGGGACUUCGGAUUGGGUGACAUAGUGUCGCGUCGAUUAUAAUAACUGUGUUCCUGAGUCGUUAGAUGUGGAAGAAAUGUGAUAUAACCUUGAAAACUAAUUUUUUUCGAUUCGCUUGUUUUUCUAUUAUCUGACGUCGUAAUCUAGAUGUUAUAAAGGCAUCUAGUAAUCGUAAUCUAAGAAAACGAGGUUUAUUUGAGGUGCAUUUAUUAUAGAUGCUCUGUAGGAGUGAAUACACAUAAACUUUCUCGUCGUUAUUCGGACGGCUCUGGAAGAUCGUCGUUAACGAGUUGCCUAUUUUAAAAGCAACGGACAUUUCUCCACCAAUGCUGCCACAGGGAAUAAGGCAAUGAAAUAAUUGAAUAAUAGAUAUAGUAUCACCAAAUCUACUUACUCAUACUGUGUAAUAAUUUUAAAUUAUAUAAUUGAUUUUUAUUCUCUGUUCCCUAAUCCUGAACGUCAAGGUAUUCGCAGUUAAAUAAAUAUUUAUUAAU
Schistocerca gregaria is the source of this 1136-nucleotide messenger RNA. RefSeq lists its product as uncharacterized. The transcript has 3 exons. Lineage: Eukaryota; Metazoa; Arthropoda; Insecta; Orthoptera; Acrididae. The coding region runs from base 21 to 482 and encodes 153 amino acids. The record is from RefSeq and is a predicted model, not a curated record.